GUCAACUAAUCGGUAAUUUGUCACUUGACUGUAUGCAGAUGCCAGAUGGACAAGGGAACCAUCUGUGUCAUUUUCCAAAUCUCAAUCUUCUCCAUUUUUUCUAUUAAACUUUGAAAAUUGAUUCCCCCAAUUUUCCAUACAUCACUCCCAAUGCUCAUAACCUCUCAUUAAUUUAUUCAUUUCAAUACUAUCAACAUUAGAAACCACCUGCAACAAGUUAAAAUUUUAUCAUUUUAGUUACUCGAGGAGCUUCGAUUCCAACAAGAUUAAACAAAAAACACAACAUUUUGUCUUCAGAACUGUAGAAACCAACCUCAUUCCAAUUUUAACUCAAGUGUCCCUUUAUUUUAGGUUUUUUUGCAAGAAAUCUUUCUAGGUAUCGCGUGUUUGCAGUGAAAGAUCUAAAGGGCCUUGUUUUUUGGGGAAAAUUUUAUGCGGGUUUUGUCGGAAUCAAUCGUAGUUAACAGAAUGAAGUUUGUCAUUAUGCUGGUGGUUUUGUUUAGGGUUUCUAUUUCAAUGGUGGGUGCUUCGGAUAGCCUUCUUUCUCCAAAGGGCGUCAACUAUGAAGUGGCUGCAUUGAUGUCUAUGAAGAAUAAAAUGAUCGAUGAAUAUCAUGUUCUUGAUGGAUGGGACAUCAAUUCUGUCGAUCCUUGUACUUGGAACAUGGUCGCUUGUUCUUCUGAGGGUUUUGUAAUUUCUCUUGAAAUGGCUAGUACUGGAUUGGGGGGAACAAUAUCACCAAAUAUUGGGAAUUUGGCACAUCUUCAUACAUUGUUACUACAAAACAAUGCAUUAUCUGGUUCAAUUCCAGCUGAAAUUGGAAAACUUAGAGAAUUAGAAACUCUUGAUUUAUCAAGUAAUGAGUUUGUAGGCGAAAUCCCAAGUUCAUUGGGAUCCUUGACUCGUUUAAGUUAUCUGAGGCUCAACAAAAACAAGUUGUCAGGGGAUAUUCCUGGACCUGUGGCAAACCUCACAGGUCUUUCAUUCUUGGAUGUGUCAUUCAAUAAUCUCAGUGGUGCUUCUCCAAAAAUAAGAGCUAAAGACUACAAGAUUACAGGGAACAAUUAUCUUUGCACUUCAUCCUCAUUAAAUUGUAUCAAUGUCCCCAAAGUGGCUAAUGAAGCUAAUUCAAACAAGAAAAUAAACAACAAGCACCAUUGGAUUGUGUCUGUUAUGGUGGGAGUUAGUUGCACAUUUGUGAUUUCUAUUAUGCUUCUUGUUUGUGGGGUCCACUGGUAUCGAUCUCGCCUUAUAUGUACAUCUUAUGUGCAACAAGAUUAUGAAUUUAAUGUGGGGCAUUUGAAAAGAUUUACAUUUCGUGAAUUGCAAGUGGCAACAGGGAAUUUUAGUUCCAAGAAUAUUUUAGGACAAGGGGGAUUUGGAGUGGUUUACAAAGGGUGUCUUGUAAAUAAGACUUUGGUGGCUGUGAAAAGACUAAAAGACCCUAAUCUCUCGGGUGAAGUGCAAUUUCAGACUGAACUUGAGAUGAUAAGCUUGGCAUUACAUAGGAAUCUUUUACGUCUUUAUGGGUUUUGUUUGACUUCGGAUGAAAGAUUACUUGUUUACCCUUAUAUGCCUAAUGGAAGUGUUGCAGAUCGAUUGAGAGACUGUGGUCAUGAAAGGCCAAUUUUGGAUUGGAGUCGACGGAUGCAUAUUGCACUUGGAGCUGCAAGGGGACUUGUGUAUUUACAUGAACAAUGUAAUCCGAAGAUAAUCCAUAGAGAUGUAAAAGCUGCAAAUAUUUUGUUAGAUGAGAAUUUUGAAGCCGUUGUUGGUGAUUUUGGUCUCGCUAAGUUGUUAGAUCCCCGCGAUUCACACGUCACAACUGCUGUUCGUGGUACUGUGGGCCACAUCGCACCGGAAUAUCUCUCCACUGGACAAUCUUCGGAAAAAACAGAUGUUUUUGGAUUUGGGAUUCUUUUGUUGGAACUUAUAACGGGUCAAAAGGCAUUAGAUGCAGGAAAUGGUCAACUUCAAAAGGGAAUGAUUCUUGAUUUGGUUAGAACUUUAUAUGAAGAAAAACGACUACAAGUAUUAAUAGAUCGAGAUCUUCAUGGUUGUUAUGACAAAGAAGAGCUCAAUGAGGCUGUAAAACUUGCUCUUAUUUGCACUAUUGCACAACCAAAUUCUAGACCAAAAAUGUCACAAGUUAUGAAGGUUCUAGAAGGCCUUAAGUUUCUAAUAAAAACCCUUUUCAUCUCCCUUCGCCCUCAUUUCUGCUCUUACAUCGACACCCCUGCGCCGCCGCACUCUUCCGCAACUACAAUGGCGUCAGAGAGGAAGCUAGCUAAUCCAAUGAGGGAGAUUAAGGUUCAGAAACUGGUUCUGAACAUCUCCGUUGGUGAAAGUGGUGAUCGUCUCACUCGUGCUGCUAAGGUUUUGGAGCAACUCAGUGGCCAAUCCCCCGUCUUUUCCAAGGCAAGGUACACUGUGAGGUCUUUUGGGAUCAGGCGUAAUGAAAAGAUUGCUUGCUAUGUAACUGUUAGAGGAGACAAAGCAAUGCAGCUAUUGGAGAGUGGAUUGAAGGUUAAGGAAUAUGAACUGUUGAGGCGCAAUUUCAGUGACACUGGUUGCUUUGGAUUUGGUAUCCAGGAGCACAUUGAUCUUGGUAUCAAAUACGAUCCUUCAACUGGAAUCUAUGGAAUGGAUUUCUUUGUGGUUCUUGAAAGGCCAGGAUACCGUGUGGGAAGACGCCGUAGGUGCAAGGCGCGUGUUGGGAUCCAACACAGAGUUACAAAGGAUGAUGCAAUGAAGUGGUUUCAGGUUAAGUAUGAAGGAGUUAUCCUCAACAAAUCCCAACAAAUUGGAGCAUAAGAGAUUUUCUUAUAUCCAUUUUGUCUUUUUUCAAUCUGACUAGUUAUGGUGUUGUUUUUUAUUUGUUUAUGUUAUGGUAGUGGGUGUUUUAGGCAGGAGGUUAUGCAAUUCCCUUCCGUUUUGCUCAAAUGUUUUCUAUAAGAUUCUUGAGAUAAUGUUUUUGUUUUGGUAUCAUUUACAGAAAAUUUGCACUGUUUGACAGUUUUUCCAUUUGAAAAUUUGUAAACAAAAGGUCCAAAAUAGUUUUAGUCUUGGAGCUCUUGGUAAUGAUGCUAAUGUUUGGAACUUAGUUAAGUAC
Molecule: messenger RNA, 3112 nt
Organism: Lactuca saligna
Lineage: Eukaryota; Viridiplantae; Streptophyta; Magnoliopsida; Asterales; Asteraceae
Source: the annotation of a GenBank genome assembly